Messenger RNA from Syngnathus typhle (broad-nosed pipefish), 3295 nucleotides. Its product is annotated as protein Wnt-5a-like. Gene Ontology annotation, biological process: multicellular organism development; neuron differentiation; cell fate commitment. The transcript is spliced from 5 exons. The coding region runs from base 832 to 1974 and encodes 380 amino acids. Gene Ontology annotation, cellular component: extracellular region. Gene Ontology annotation, molecular function: cytokine activity; frizzled binding. Lineage: Eukaryota; Metazoa; Chordata; Actinopteri; Syngnathiformes; Syngnathidae. The record is from RefSeq and is a predicted model, not a curated record.
AGGCAAAGAACUCAAGAGAGAGGAAGCCCAAGUCGUCUCCAGUCUGCUGCACUUGAGCACACACACGCGGCGGAGGAGGACGACACCCGGGAGCCUCGGCAAAAGUCGCGGCUGUUUCUUCUUUUAUUUUUUUUGCUUGUUUGUGUUUGCUCCUGGUUGCAGCGUGCGCGCGCCAAGCAGCACCGUUUGGAACCCUUUUUUUAGUUGAUAUUUUUGGAAGAGUUUGUUUGGAGCUGACCCCCGCACUGUCGCGAGGCGGAUGACCGGUUGCCACGGUUUGGACUCGGGGAUUGGCAGAGACGUCCUAGCGCAGAAUGGGAGCUAAAUUGACAAGUCGCUCGUGGCGUGGAGCAACGCGUGGAUCUUUUCUCUGGUAAAACGCUCAAUGACUUGAGAGCGUGCGCGACUGGGAUUUAUUUCUUUUUUACUCUUACUGGAUGCUCUUCAAGUAGAAUCUGUUCAAACGGUUCCCCCCGUUAAAAGUGAUUUCGAAAGGCCAUUGACAUUUGUCGCGUCAAUCCAGUGUGACACAUUUUUGAAAGAACUCCUCUCUUUGACUCAUUAAUUGCCUGAUUAAAGUCUUUGGUCAAGUUUUGCUCCUUACUCCCUGGUUCGGCGCACGGAGCGCAUCCAGGUCUGCAUAUUUUAUUGUGAUUGUUGGGGGGUCUCCAAAGCUGAAGGACUUUCAAGUUUAUCUCAAACAAGCGUGUGCGACAGAUUGGGAUAAAACAGCGAGAGAAAGGAAGUAAAUUAUUGAACUGCCCGUACUGGGAUUAUCGGUUUGACAUCGUCUGUAGAAAUUGGACUACAUCUUCCAGCUCUCCGAUUGGCAUGACGAUGAAGUUGGGACUGGAUUGUGCGUGUCGGCCGACCUGCUGGCCUCUAGGAAGACUUUUGGACUCCAGACACUGCGUCUUUGCACUCACACUGCUUACACUCCUCAUGCAGGUGGUGGUGGAGGCCAACUCAUGGUGGUCUUUAGCCAUGAACCCUGUGCUGAUCCCAGAGGCCUACAUCAUCAGUGCCCAGCCGCUGUGCAGCCAGUUGGCGGGCCUCUCGCAGGGCCAGAAGAAACUGUGCCAGCUCUACCAGGACCACAUGCAGUACAUCGGCGAAGGCGCAAAGACGGGCAUCAAAGAAUGUCAGUACCAGUUCAGACAUCGGCGCUGGAACUGCAGCACGGUGGACAACUCUUCUGUCUUUGGACGGGUCAUGCAAAUAGGCAGUCGAGAGACAGCCUUCACCUACGCCAUCAGCGCAGCGGGGGUUGUCAACGCAGUGAGCCGCGCCUGCAGAGAGGGGGAGCUCUCCAGCUGCGGCUGCAGCCGUGCCGCUCGGCCCAAAGACCUGCCGCGAGACUGGCUGUGGGGCGGUUGCGGAGACAACCUCAACUAUGGCUACAGAUUCUCCAAGGAGUUUGUGGAUGCUCGCGAGAGGGAGAAGAGCUACCCCAAAGGCUCACAGGACAGUGCCAGGCUUAUGAUGAAUCUGCACAACAAUGAGGCUGGAAGAAGGACCGUGUCCGACCUCGCACACGUGUCGUGUAAGUGCCACGGGGUCUCUGGCUCGUGCAGCCUCAAGACCUGCUGGCUACAGCUGGCUAACUUCCGCGAGGUGGGCGACGCGUUGAAGGAGAAGUACGACAGCGCCGCAGCCAUGAAGCUCAACUCGCGUGGCAAGUUGGUGCAGAUGAACAACAAGUUCAACCCCCCUACAAGCCAUGACCUGGUGUACAUCGAGUCCAGUCCAGACUACUGCCUGAAGAACCAAAGCACUGGCUCACUGGGCACAGUGGGACGCCUUUGCAACAAGACCUCGGAGGGGAUGGAUGGCUGCGAGCUGAUGUGUUGCGGUCGCGGCUACGACCAGUUCAAGGCCCAGUUAGUGGAGCGUUGCCACUGCAAGUUCCACUGGUGCUGCUACGUCAAGUGCAAGCGUUGCACCAAAAUAGUUGACCAAUUUGUCUGCAAGUGAGACUAGAGGAGAGUUGCAGACGAUGGCGAAUGAAGCAGUCCAAGACCCAGAGAGAAUGGAAGAGAGAAACUAUAUAAAUUAUAUUUAUAGAGUUAAACAAUUAUGCCAUUGCAAAAAGACUUGACACCCUAACAAAUCACAUCUUCAGGAACUGAGAGUAUCAUGAAAUAUUUAUUUUGAGAUUGUUUUAUUUUGGCCCAGCUGAUUUUUUUAAACCCCCAGCAAGUGCCUAAAAUGGCUGGAAACACCUUCACCUCAUCCCAACAAGUCGAAAAUAUUUCUUUUGUGAGAUCCGUCUCAUGGAUAGCAAAAAUUGGACCGUUCCUCCCUUUUCUAAGAAAAAGUAGUGUGAUACUUGACGCACAGUUGACUUCAAGCUCCUGCUUUGUUGUAGGGCCGCGCUGACAGGAGAAUGCUUGUGUGUCGUAUGGAUGGAUGUGUUUUCAUGGGCCCCUUUCCCAAGCCAGCUCUCACAUCCCCAAUCCCAACUUCUCCUCGCUCAACUCGGGGAGCGCUUGUUGGUUUGUGUGAGUCUAUUGAGGGGAAAAAUGGGUUCAGACAGAGGACGGUUUUGGGGGCUGGGCUAUUUAUUAAGCUUUCCCAGAAGCCUGAGCAAUCGGCAGGUUCUGCAGAAGCCCCCCACCAUUAUGCACUUUUAUACAGAGGCCUUUCCUGUCUGUGUGUGCCUGUUCAGCUGUUUUGUUUUGUUUUUAACUGCAGUGCAUCAGUUAAUAUAUCAAUAUUAUAGCCAACACUGUUUUCCAUAUUAAUUCCGAUUAUACAUUUACCAUAGUCUACAACACAUAACCUGGUUUGAAUAUAUAUGGGCAGUUUUGAUUACAUUGGUGAAAUAGUCAAUGUCAUGUGUGCGUGUAUAUAGUGUGUCUAUCCAACCGAUCAGUAAAAUGUAUUUAUUUUUCUUUUGCCAGAUCCACCAUUAUAGCAGCAAAACAUAAAUCCUUUCGUUGGACACUCAGGAUGUGGAAGUCACUUUUAAAGUUAUCACUCACUUUGGCGGCUCUUCACAUUUUUUUUUUUGUAAAGGGAAAUGCACCUUAUUUGUCCACUCGUGUUUUUCUUCUCAUUCAUGUCCACUGUUGGUGUUCGACACAUCAGAUGGUCCAAUUCACAGUAGUAGCAUAUUUUCAAUACCACUCAAAGCAAAGCAUCUCCAGCAGCCCACCUAGAUUUAUGUAUAUUUAUAAGCAUCCUUUGUCAGUUUGAGGUUUGUUAAACUUCAUGUGUAAUAGCAAGUAUUUUGUUACUUUUUACAAAUUGGCUAAAUGCUCUACUUUGUUUCAAUAAACAUAUAAAACCAGAA